UAACCCCUUAAGCUGUAUGAUCAAUCUCUCCAGACCAUUACGGUUACAAUUUUCAAUAAUAACCCCCAAAACUUUACAGGAUAAUAAUAGUAGAGACUUUGGAAGUCUCUUAAAAAAAAACAGAGGUAAAUCUCAUCCAAAUUUACCCACAGCAAAAAACGGUAAUAAUAAUAAAAAAAGGCUCAAGUCCCAUAGAUCCCUAGUAAUGCUUGCAUCAUCAAAGGAAGAACGAAGAGUACACCUGUCUCCUCCCCCUUGCAGGGGGGAGGAAAAAAAAAACAAGCUCUGAGCCAAGCAAAUACCUCGUUUUUUCUUCACACUCUUCUCACUCUACUCCCCCCCCCUCUCCUCCGCUUUCCUCUCUGUCCCUACUCAUCCCCACAUUUUGUCUUUGCUGUCACGAGCCAAACGAACGUUCCAUCUCACCUCAACUCCUAUUCCUCCCUCUCCAACUAGAAACACUCCCCUUAUCUCCUCCCCAGCAUUCUCCUGUUCCUAACAAGCAUUUCCAAUGGCCUCCCUCUCCGCUACUCCCCCCUCCACCUCUUCUCACCUCAAACGGAGACCACGUCUAAACUCAAUCCUCAACCUCAUCUCCACUGUCAACCACCACAUCCAACAGUUCCUCUCCGACCCCCUCGCUCGAAAAUCCCUCCACCUCCAAUGCACCGCAGGCAUCACCGCCGAAGCCGCCACCUCAUUCGAAUUCUCCGACCACUCGGUCCUCUCGAACCUCUACUGGGGAAUCAAGAGCCUCGAGCUCGCGGUACAGGCAAAGAAACCCGAAGACAGGGCCCCCCACCUUCAAAGCUCUGAGAAGAUGCUGCAGAUACCCGCGCAGUUGGACGAAGAUGGGAGUACCCUUGGCGUUGGGAAUGAGUACAUAGUUUGUUGCACGUAUUUUUAUCUUUGCUUGGUUAGGAAGCUUAGAGGGGAUGAGUGGCAGAUGACAACACACUUUUUACAGUGUGUGCUCGCUUCGCCAAGUACUGUUAGAUUGGAAUUUGCACCCGAGCUGUGGAGGAGCAUGUUUCGACCAAUGGUGACUGAUGAAAAGGCGAGGCAAAAGGCGAGGAGGUAUAAGGAUUGGUUAAUGUAUUAUCAGGUGGUCUCAUAUGGGGAAGCACCUCCGUGGAACGAAGAGGGAAUGAUGAAUAGUCAGUAUAGAAAUUUCAGAAGUCGCAGGCGUUUGGGAACAGUCGCGCGAGAACUUAAGUGGACAAUACUUCAGGACGAUAAAAUGGUUACCACACUUGAAAAUCAAGAUAAUGUCAAGAGAGAGAAGACAAAGGUCCCUGCCCCCAGUCCAGAGGAAUAUGAAAACUCUGCCGAACCAAGGGAUGGAAAAGCUUUGCUUACAUACUUGGAUGAGGAAUUUGAUCCAGAAAUCAAUGAGAGCUUCGAUAUCAGAUGCCUCCAAGAUAUGCUAGAGGACUCCCAGUCAGAUUCCCAGACUGAUUCUGAAGAUUCAGAGGCUAAAGUACAUCAAGAAAAGGAGAUCGCAGCAAAGGCUUUGCAAGAAAAUGAAGAUAUUUUAACAUCCAAUAUUGGUGAAAGGAAAUAUUUACCUGAAAACACAGUUUCAGAUACAUCUAGAUGGCCAAUGCAAGCACAGAACUGCAAAGCAAAUACUAGCUGCCUAUUACCUAGCAGAUCUUAUAGUACAGUCAGCAACUUAAAUUUCUCAAUUUUGGAUCUAAAGGGAAUGGAAUCAAACGCCUCCUCAAGAUACUACAUAGAAGAAGAAAUCUCGCCUGGAAAACCAUCAACACAUGAAAUCAGAUGUUUCCGAAGUUUCUCAUCUAAGUUUCGGAAAAAACACAGCCUACAUGAACUAGUUCACCACGGAAAUUUUGCAAGGAAAAGAAUAAAUGUUUCAAGCAAUGAUAAAGACUGGAGCGACGAAAGUUCUACUUACGAAAAAGAAUCGCAAAUUGAACUUUUGGGUAAGUUUGAGAAGGCAGUUUCAAGCCUAUGCAUCACAGAUGGUACAGGAUGUGGAACGGAUGGUGAUUUAGAGGUUAGAACUCUAUGGGAAUUGCUGAACAAUAAAACCGAAGUGAAAUAUAGUUCAGUGAAGCAAGAAAUCUUUGACCAACUGAUGACCAUGAUUUCAACUUCCAGAAAAGAGAAAGUUAUAAGGGCUUCAGUGUCUAUAAUGUCUGUUCUAAUAUCAGAAGACAAAACUAUAGUAGAGGGAAUCAAAAGAAAAGAUUUGCAUCUGUAUUACCUAGCCAGUGCAUUAAAGAAAAAUGUACAUGAGGCUGCUAUUGUUAUAUACAUGUUGAAUCCAUCACCUUCUGAGAUAAAAAGUUUGGAACUUUUACCAGCUCUGGUGGAGGUUGCUUGCAACUCAAAUAGUCAAAAAAAGGAAUCAAUCUCACUUCCUUUGACACCUACGGCAGCAUCAAUAGCUAUGAUUGAAAUUCUAGUAACUUCAUUUGAUUAUGUCACGAAUAACAUACACUUGGCAGCUAUUAGUUCUCCUAAGAUUCUCUCCAAAUUUGUAAAUGUUGCAAUGAACAAAAACUUGGAAGAAGGGACAGCCUUGACAGCUAUUUUUGUGAGGUGUAUGCGUCUCAAUGGGAACUGCAAGAAGUUUUUAUCUCAAAUUACUCCUGUUGACCCUUUCCUCCAUCUUUUAAGAAGUAAUGAAAGCCGUGCCAAAUCAGCAGCACUCGAAUAUUUUCAUGAGAUUCUUCGUAUUCCAAGGUCAUCAGCCAUUCAUCUGCUCCAUCGGAUACGACAGCAGGGAGGGGCCAGUAUAAUGCAUACGUUAAUGAACUGUGUGCAACAAGCUGAACUCAAGCAUCGAAUUUUGGCAGCAAAUCUUCUGUUUCAUCUGGACAUUCUGGUAGGAUCAAAUUCUAAGAGAAGGUUCAGAGAAGAGGCAAUGCAGGUCCUAUUAGAAACAGUCACUUGUGAAGAUAACUCCAACGCACAGUUACUAUCAGCAUUAAUUCUUUCAAAUGUUGGAGGAACAUAUUCUUGGACAGGAGAAUCAUAUACUGCUGCUUGGUUAGCAAAGAAAACGGGGUUGACGUCUGCACAUCACAAGAAUAUGUUCAGAAAUAUUGACUGGUUUGACCCUUGUUUACAGGAUUCUGAAAUCUGUGCAUGGAGUUCGAAGGUUGCAAGAGCAGUGAUCAAAUUUGGGACUUCUGUCUUCAAUUCUCUAGGAAAGGGAAUUCGAAGCAAUACAAAGAGUGUUCAACGUGAAUGUCUCAUAGCUAUUGCAUGGCUUGGAAAUGAAAUGGCACUUAUUGGUCAAAGUAACCUCAGAUAUUCUGCUUGUGAAAUUUUGUUGAAUGAAGUAGCAUCAUUUCUCCAUCCAGGUUCAGAGCUUGAGGAGAGAGUGCUAGCAUGUUUGUGCGUGUACAAUUACACUUCUGGGAAAGCCAAGCAGAAAUUACUGAACUUUUCAGAGGGUUUACGAGAAUCACUUAGACGCCUUUCUGGUGUCACUUGGAUGGCUGAGGAAUUACUAAAUGUAACAGAGUUUUUCCUUCCCAACCAACCGCGCGUGUCAUGUGUACACACACAAAGUCUGGAGAUAGGUCAAAGUGGUAAUGGAGCUGUAACUGCGCUCAUCUUCUACAAGGGGCAGCUCCAUGCUGGAUACUCUGAUGGUUCAAUUAAGGUAUGGGACAUCAAAGGACAAAGAACAAUUCUUGUGUGGGAAGUCAAGGAGCACAAAAGGCCUGUGACUUGCUUUGCACUUUCAAACCAAGGGGAUAGCCUCUUAAGUGGAUCCGUGGACAAAACUAUCAGGGUGUGGAAAAUGAUGAACAAAAAAUUGGAAUGUGUUGAAGUGAUACACAUGAAGGAAUCCAUUCAAAAAGUAGCCUCUUAUGGUGAAAAAAUCUUUGUGGUCACACAAAGUAAAGGCCUUAAGGUCUGGGAUUCAUCAAGAAGAAUUCAGAUUAUUUGCAAAAACAAACACGUGAAAAGCUUAGAUGUAGCUCAGGGGAAGGUUUACAUUGGUUUUACAGAUUCAAGCAUGCAGGAAGUAGAUAUAACUGAGGACCAUAAGAUAGAGAUAAGGGCACCAGAAAACAGCUGGAGAAGGAAAAACAAACCAAUAAAUUCAACAAUUGUGUAUAAAGGUUGGUUAUAUUGUGCAGGUGCGGUUGUUGAGGGAUCAAGUAUAAAGGAAUGGAGAAGGCACAGAAAGCCUCGGUUUUCAAUAACAAUGUCAAGAGGAACAAAAGUGCGGGCAAUGGCGGUGGUUGAGGACUUCAUUUACCUGAACUGUAGUUCAUCUCCAAGUAUAAUUCAGAUUUGGUUAAGAGAACACCAGCAGAAGCUAGGCAGAUUAUCAGUUGGUAGCAAGAUAACAAGCCUCCUCACAGCAAAUGAUAUUGUUUUAUGUGGCAGCGAAGCUGGGUUGAUCAAGGGCUGGAUUCCUCUCUAGAAGAACAGAAGGCAACAGCACAACUGCAAGCCAAAGUGUUGUUAAUAUAUUUUUAUAACUUGUAAAAUAUAUAAAAUGGGCCACUUCACCUUAACGAGACAGGAGAUUUACUUACCAAAGAGCAAAUAAUAAAAUAAAUUAUAGCCUGUAUGUUAAAAUAAAAACUUCUGUCAAGUAUUCAAAUCUAAAUGUACGUAGCUAGCACUAUAGAACU
Asparagus officinalis (garden asparagus) is the source of this 4628-nucleotide messenger RNA. RefSeq names its product putative E3 ubiquitin-protein ligase LIN-1. Gene Ontology annotation, molecular function: protein binding. Bases 512 to 4414 code for a protein of 1300 amino acids. NCBI's taxonomy places the organism in Eukaryota, Viridiplantae, Streptophyta, Magnoliopsida, Asparagales, Asparagaceae. The record is from RefSeq and is a predicted model, not a curated record. The transcript has 17 exons.